AUGGUAUGGGUGAGCGACCGAGGGUUCAAGGACUUUGGCACGGGAGUUUUCGCGGCUGCAAGGAACAGUAGAGACGCAGUCCUCGGCCAACGACCAGAAGACCGAGAUCUAGCCAUGGUAGCCCGGAUCGGUUCGCUCUUGAAACUGAGGCUCACGUCGGAAGAUGUCGGGACGAUCGGCGAUGCAGCUUUCUCAAAACGCUUGAAAAUUGUCUAUGACGCCAUCGUAACGUUCUGCGCGCUCACCUUCAUCCGAUUAGUGGGUUGGGCUGAGGUGAGAAAAGACGUCCGCAGGGGUUCGCUUGCCAGCGUCGGAAGAAAGGGAUCGAUUUUCCGUAGUCAAGUCUUGUGA
Peronospora matthiolae is the source of this 351-nucleotide messenger RNA. The record is from the annotation of a GenBank genome assembly. NCBI's taxonomy places the organism in Eukaryota, Oomycota, Peronosporomycetes, Peronosporales, Peronosporaceae.